AGAGCGGGCGCGCGGGGGGCGCGGCGCGGCGUCUGAGGCGGAGGGCGCGCGCCUGCCGCGCGCGAUGCCGGCCACCGCUCGCGCGGCCGCGGCGGCUGCGCUCGCGCCUCUGCUGCUGGCGUGGAGGUGCCAGGCGCUCUUCUUCGAGCUGAAGCCGGGCCUGCCAGGGAACGGGGAGUGCUUCAAGUUCAACGCCGACUUGGGACAUAGGAUUUUUGUUGGAAACUACGAGGCUGAUGGCCCAGAAGAGGGCAUCGUCGUGAGAAUGCUGGACCCCGACAUGGUACAGCUGUUCGAGCACAAGACGCCGUCGGGCAAGCUGAAGCACACGGAGGCGAAGGCUGGGAUAUACCAGCUCUGCUUCCUGAGCACCAUCCCGGAGGUGCAGAUGGUCAGCUUCGACUCCAGGUUCGGCCUCGACGACGAGUUCGCGGACGACCACCACCUCUUCAUCACCCAGAACCACACUGACAAGGUGAAAGAGACGGCCGAGCAAGGCCAAGCGGGACAAGGUGAAGGAGGCCAAGCAAGCGGAGGCCCCGCCCCCGCCCUGGAAGACAGCUGCGCCAGCGACCAGGAAGAGUUGGGCCGGCCACCAGGGUCGGAGCGCCCGCUGGCAGGAGAAGCCGGGUGGAUGGAAGAACCGCUGAGCCCGGCGACAGCGGAACCCCAGAAGGCGAAGUGGGCGGACUGCUUGGAGGCGGACUGGGACCUGGAGCUGGUCUUUGAAGCCUUCAACGGGAAGUUCAACCCAGUCCUGGGGGCAGGCGGAGGAGGAGAAGUCGUCGACCUCACGAUCGACGAUCAGGCCGAACUCGGGAGUGCCCAUUUUGGCCCGAGCUCGGAAGAAGGAGCCGGAGUCAUCAUCGAGGGGGGCCAAGACGAAGAAGAUCAGGUUUCAGAAGUGGGCUGCGAGGUGACCGGAAGCGGAGGCGGAGAGCCUGGGCCGACGAAGACCGAGGUCCAGGCAACGUCUUCCGCGACGGGCGGCAGUUCACAGUUUUUGGGCGUCCUUCCGGAGGGAGGGAGCCCCAGCGGCGAGACCAAGAAGGGCCGCCGCCAGAGGAAGUACAAGAAGCUGGACUUCGACGAGGCGGGGGACGAGAACAGCGGGCACCAGGCGGGCGACGAGUUCGAAGCCGAGCUCCGUGCCCUGCUCAAGCCGCGGCUGGGCACCCCCCUCAGCGAGGACCUGCACGAGCAGCUGGAGACGAUGAUCGCGUGCGUCAAGAAGGUGCUCGCGAAUCACCCGGCGAAGGCGCUCGACAUCAAGACCUACUUCCUGGACCAGGCUGUGGCGUCCCUCGCAGGAGGGGCACUUUCGAGCUAUGAACCUGGGCUCGGAAGUGAGGACGUCGCGAGCUGAGUUUCGGUCGGGGUCGGUUUGUUUUGUGUCUUCGGUCGGCUGCCUCUUCGUCGCCACGGUUGGACUCGGCUUGGAAAGCUGGGGGCUCUGUCUUGUGGCCCGCGCGGGCUGUAGGGCUGAGCCGUGGUGCCCCUGGUUGGCACGCUGGCCCUCUGCAGGUUUCAGAAAGCGGGCAUCCGUCCGGAUGACUCGCUGAGCGGCAGCCGGCGCGCCGGCGCAGGCGGGCUCCGGAGCCCGCCCUCCACCCGACCCGACCCUCCUCCUCCUCCUCCCUACUCCCCCCACCUCCUCCACCCUCCUC
Prorocentrum cordatum is the source of this 1667-nucleotide messenger RNA. Lineage: Eukaryota; Dinophyceae; Prorocentrales; Prorocentraceae. The record is from the annotation of a GenBank genome assembly.